Messenger RNA from Callorhinchus milii (elephant shark), 4839 nucleotides. RefSeq names its product general transcription factor IIIC, polypeptide 2, beta (gene gtf3c2). Gene Ontology annotation, molecular function: protein binding. The transcript has 18 exons. The record is from RefSeq and is a predicted model, not a curated record. Lineage: Eukaryota; Metazoa; Chordata; Chondrichthyes; Chimaeriformes; Callorhinchidae. Gene Ontology annotation, cellular component: transcription factor TFIIIC complex. The coding region runs from base 244 to 4041 and encodes 1265 amino acids. Gene Ontology annotation, biological process: transcription by RNA polymerase III.
UCCGCCCAGUACGGCGGCUCGGGGGAGCGCGAGAGAGAGGAGAGAGAGGAGAGAGAGAGCGAGGCGGAAGCUCGUGGCCUGUGAGCUGGUGGGGGAGCGGCAGCGGCAGCGGCACGUGCUGCUGGGCCUCGUCCGUCCAGUGAGAGGAGACGCCGGGAGGGGGGGGGGUGAGAUGAGACCAGAGUUUAAUGAAAUUGCUGAGCCUGAGCUUAACUGCCUGAAAAUUACAAGGAAAAUACAUUUAUGGAACCAAAUGUUCAGGAAGCAUGCGAGACGGAUGCAGAGGAAGCGCAAAAAAUGGGCAUAUCCUUGGAAAUCACACAAGCUAGUGGGGACAUUCCUUCUCAAAUAAAGAUCGAUAAUAUGGUAUCUAGUGACUGUAGCAUGGGAACCCCCACUGAAAACAUUGCACGGUGUGAAAUGUCCACUCAGAUUAUUGAGCCUGGACAAAAUAAGAUUCCUGGCCUAACGUUUACAAGUGAUGUGUCCACCACAGACACAAACUCUUUGCAGGAAUGUACGGACCUAGCAAAGAGGAAAAUCGCUCAAACAGAUUCUCAUCAGUUGGACCACAACUUGCAAUUUACAAAUAGUCCUUCCAAUGCUGAUGACAGUACUGUAAUAGAUGCUGAAGUCUCUUCAGGAGAUUUCAAUCUGUUAACAAUGGAUACAGCAUCUCGACAACAAAGUGCUUGUAAAAAAGGAGAGCAAUCAAACACCAAUACUGAGAUUCCUUCUAGAGCGUCUUUAGAUGAACCUUGUCAUUCUGCUGGUACAACACAGGAAACCGAUUAUAACAUGGUAACAAGAUUGGAUGAGAAUAUCGAGAUUCCUUCUGUGUUGUCUGCAGAUCAGCCUUGCCUAACUACCGGUACCAUCCCGCAAAGUACUGGUAGAAAAAGGGGAAGACCCAGAAAAAUAGUCAAAGAAGAGAAAGAUGGAUUGAUAUGUAAUCAAUCAACAGAAGACUGUAAUGUCUCCUUGAACGCUAUUUCAGGUGAAACGGGUCCUCAGCCUGUGAUUCUCCCUCAGAAACGGAGAAGGAAACCUAAAUGUAUAAUAGAGAUAGGUGGGAAAACAAUUCUGAGUUGCAGCAGCACUGAAAAUGGUGGUGGGAGUGAGAUUGGAACACCUCACCCUGUGAAAAUCCCAAAGAAACAAGGAAGAAAAUCUAAACAUGCGAAGGAAAUGCAUGUUGAUGGAGUCCUGGCACAUCAUCUCUCUGCAGAAAGCACUAUCAGCGUGGAGAAUGGCAGCGACAGUCCGAUGGGAUCUCCUCAGCCUUUGAAAAUCCUAAAGAAACGGGGAAGAAAACCUAAACAGGUGAACGAAGUGCCUGUUGAUGGAGGCCUGGCACAACCUCUAUCUGCAGAGGGCACUAUUAGUACUGAGAAUGGAGGCAGCAGUCAGGUGGGAGAACCUCAGGCAGUGAAGAUCCCGAAGAAACGGGGAAGAAAACCUAAAAAUGCAGAGGUAGUGUCUGCUGAAGGAGACCAGGCACAUCAUUGUGCAGAAGGCAUUAUUAGUACUGAGAAUGGUGGUGACAUGGGGACUCCUCAACCUGUGAAGAUUCCAAAGAAAAGAGGAAGAAAACCGAAAAGUGAAAUGGUGCCAAAGGAAGAGAACACUGACACACAUGGACUAUUGAAGCCAAUUGUCCAGAGGUUGUUAGACGAAAGUGGUGCAGACGAAGAAUUAACAGCAAGCGGACGACCGAAGAGGAGAGCAGCGAGGGCUGCCUUGCUUUACCUGCAUGAAAUAGUGGCAGAAAUAAAAUCACCGACUCACCUUGUAGACGAGGUAACUGACAGUGCGAAUGCUAACAGUGAUCGUGACCAAUCCCAAGGCCAGCCCCAGUCACCUCCCAAACGAAGACAAGGAAGGAAGAGGAAAAAAUUCAGUGAUGACGAUUUUGACGACGUGUCCGAAGAUAAAGAUUUUGAGAUCGAUGGUGUAUCAGAGGAGGAUGAGGAGGAUGAAGAGGAGGAAUUUAGUGAGGCAGAUUCAUCGAGUGGUGUUUGUGAAUCUGACCUGGAGGAUCUGGACGACUCAGCUCAGAAAUUGAAAAGGAUGUCAAUAAAUAAACAAGUUCCCAGUUCAAAACCGCGCCUGUGUGGGAAUUUUGCAAAUGGCCUGCAUAAUACUAUAAUGGUUACAGUUUGGGAAUCUACCACAAUAACAAAAGAGCAUCGAGAAAAACAUCAUUCUUCGUGGGUAUUUCCAGAAUGGAUUCCUUCAUCACAGGAUUGGACUUUUCUAAGUCAAAGUGAAUCACUUCAGUAUUUGCCUGAUGAGCCAAAGUCAGCACUUUUUACAAUUAAGAGGGAGGGAAUUCAAGAGGACAGCACAACUCAAAGCCUGGGGAGAUUUCAAUCAUUACCUACUCACAAUACACGCUGGGAUAUAAGCUUCUUUGUCGGUGGUCCUGUAUGGUCUAUGGAAUGGUGUCCAACCCCAGAGGGCUCAGCUACCUGUCAGUAUGCAGCCAUUUACUGUAAUAAAAGAAUGGAUGAUCGUCAUUCACUGAAGAACUUGAAUGCAGGGCCCGCACUGCUACAGAUAUGGCAACUCGGAGACUUACAGCAGGAUAGCUGCCCUCAGAUGAAUUCUGCUUUCGCCUACGGUGUUGCUACAGACCAUGGUUGUAUCUGGGAUAUGAAGUGGUGUCCCAGUGGUGCAUGGGAGCUGCCAGAGACCACUAGAAAGAGUCCUCAGGUGGCAAGACUUGGGAUCCUGGCUGUUGCAUUUUCUACUGGAAAAAUUGUUAUCUAUAGUUUGCCUCACCCAAAACCCCUAACUAAAUACAAGAUGUUGCAAUCAAAAGGUUCAUCUGAUCAAGAACCAAUCAUAUGCAAGGUCCAAUGUAAUGCCAUUCUAGAGAUUGGAUCAGUUCAUUUUGGUGCAACUUCACAAUGUGGCCAGUGUUUUUGCCUUGACUGGAUGCCCUCCAAAGAACAUCUCCAUGUGGCUGCAGGUUUUUAUGAUGGUACGGUUGGACUCUGGAAUCUGACUACAAAGUCGUUACUAUUACGAGUUCGCCAAGCAGACAGAACUUUGAAGAUUUACCCUUUCCACUCCUUUGUUGCACAUGACCAUGCUGUUAAAGCCAUUGCCUGGAGCAAAUGCCACAGUGAUUUUUUAGUGACAGCCAGUCCUGACAGGAAGAUCAAGUUCUGGGACCUCAAGAGAACAUACCAUCCACUCAAUGUUCUCAAGCGACACCUGAACACUGAAGUUUCCUGGUUGGUGCCCUGGUGUGGAGUUAUGGUAGCCCAGGAAAAUUGCUAUUCUGCGUUUGGGCUCAGUGGGAUUCACUUUGUGGAUGCUGGCUACCUUGGGUACAAGCCAUAUUUUGCUGCUCCGAGAACAGGAAGUGUCUGGAGUGUUUCUGGCUCUGACUGGUUGAAUACCUGUGCCUCAGGAGACAAUAGUGGUGAAGUAAUAGGGGUGAUUCUUCCUGAUUGCAAGAACACCACCAUGAACGUCAAGCGGCCUAAUGAGCGGCGUUUUCCUGUUUAUAAAGCUGACAUGGUUGAACACAACUCCUGUGGUCGCACUUCAACAAGAAGGUUAGUCCAAGGAAAAGAGACACUCGACUCUUCUGAAAUAGAGAAAGACAAUGUGAACACCAGGACUGGACCGAAGACCUAUAGUGAGGCAGUGAAGCAAUACUAUCUGCAGUUUGAUGAUACAGACCUGAGAAGCUUCAAGGACUGGUUUUGCAGAGCACCUUUUCUAAGAAUGCAGGCAGUGGACAAAAACACAGAGACCUAUCUUGGCCGAAUGCCACUAGAGUCUGUUCAUAAGGUCCGUUUCAAUCCUAAUCUUGAUGCCCAUGGAUGGGUUAUCUCAGGAGGGCAGUCGGGCAUUGUUAGAGCACACUGCGUACAGAGCCUUAACACGCAUGUAAGCAGGAAGCUGAUUAAAGAGUGUCAAGCACAGUUUAAAUCCAUGUUUCAACCGAAGGAAACUGAUGUCAUGGAGAAUCCUGUUUUAUCUGUUGUCAGUCACAAUAUAGAAUUAGCAGUACAGACAGAAUGAUACACAGCAUGACUGGAGAUAUAAAGACACACUCUCAAUAUGGUUUUACCGCAAUACAAAUUCCUAGCCAACAAAUGCAGUAAUGAUACGAAUACUAAAUGGCCAUGGCACAAUAGCUGAUCAUGGUACAGGUAUGGUUCUCUGCCAAUUCCGCUGUAUACGUUUCUGAAGUUUGUUGUGGAAUAAUAUGUCUUAUUUAAAUGUGCUCCUGAAGCUCAACCUGUUGAAUUGACACAGAGUUUUCCAAAUUAAAUAAGCAACGGAAAUACUUUUUCCAUUUUUCAGUUCUAAUUAUAAAGUGUUGCUGUUAUUUUUCUUGAAAUUCAGUCACUUUUUUUCAGUUAUUUUUGAGGGGACGGGAAAUAAAGGUAAUUGAAGGUGAAUAGAAUCUAUUCAAAUAUUGUGUCUGGGCUUUAGACUUUUUUUUUAGCUGCUAUGAAAUGUUUUAUGAAACCAUCGUUAUAAAAAUCAUGAAACAUCACAAUAAUUUUUAAAACAUUUCUUUAAAAAAUUUACAUGUACUCCUUCCUUUAUGCGCUUGUUUUAUAUUUAACCUUCAGCCCUCAACAUAUAGUAGGCUCUUUCCUUAACAUUGCUUUAAAAAGUGUAAAAGCAAAAAUUUAAGUAGAGAAUGUUGUGUUAUUAGUGUCACAGCUAGAAACGGAACAUUUGAUUGGCAUGAAAUCAGGGUAUUACCCAUUGCAUCCAUUUUAUGGCCAGACACUUAAGGGAUUCAUUUUCUCAAGUAUUCAUUUGACCAAGAAAACAAUUUAAUCAGAUGCAAAUAAUGAGGCUUUG